Messenger RNA from Echinostoma caproni, 447 nucleotides. NCBI's taxonomy places the organism in Eukaryota, Metazoa, Platyhelminthes, Trematoda, Plagiorchiida, Echinostomatidae. The record is from the annotation of a GenBank genome assembly.
AUGUCUGGUUUCAUCGGGAGGUGGAAAUUAGUGGAAUCCAAAGAUUUCGAUAAAGUGAUGAAAGAACUCGGUGUUGGCUAUAUGACAAGGAAGAUUGCGGAGAAUACAAAACCGGUCGUGACAAUCAGUAAAUUUGGUGAAAAUGGGCUAACCAUGAAGACGGAAUCUACGUUUAAGACUACUGAAGUCUCAUUUCAGUUUGGUGAAGAAUUCGAUGAAACUACCGCUGAUGGCCGCCACGUCAAGUCAACUAUCACGAAAGACUCAGAUUUUCGUAUAACUCAAGUUCAGAAACAUCCGGACAUGGACACCCAUAUCGUUCGACAGGUUGAAAAUGACAUUAUGGAUACAGUAAGUCGAGAGCAACCUUCGCGAUUGUCACUUUGGACUAAGUGCAAUAGCUUGAAUAAUUGUUCAUUUGUAUUUCCUCGCAUGACUGAAAAUUAG